Messenger RNA from Sphenostylis stenocarpa, 1626 nucleotides. The record is from the annotation of a GenBank genome assembly. NCBI's taxonomy places the organism in Eukaryota, Viridiplantae, Streptophyta, Magnoliopsida, Fabales, Fabaceae.
AUGCCACUCAUGACUCAUCUAAUCUUAUCUUCAAUCUUUCACAAGUUCAAAUCCCACGCCAUGGAUUUCCUUUCACAACCAACACUUGUAGUGGUAGCCAUAAUAACCAUAGUUCUUCUUUACAAAACAUGGAGGAAGAAAAAAGGUAGUCACAAAAGCAAGGGUCAACAACCCCCAGAACCCUCAGGUGCCCUACCUCUGAUUGGUCACCUCCACCUGCUAGGAGCUCAAACACCCCUUGCUAGGAGCUUUGCUGCUUUGGCUGACAAAUACGGCUCCAUCUUCCAAAUCCGUCUAGGGGCAUACCCUGCUCUUGUGAUUUGCAACCGAGAGGCAAUAAAAGAGUGUUUCACCACCAACGACAAAGUCUUGGCCUCACGCCCUAAGUCAAGCCAUGGUGUGCACCUUGGUUACAAUUUUGCAGGGUUUGGAUUUGCCCCUUAUGGCACAUAUUGGAUCAAGAUCAGAAAGCUCACCAUGCUUGAAUUGCUCUCUGCUCGCCGCCUUGAAUUCUUGAGGCAUGUUUAUGAAUCUGAGAUUGAUACUUUGGUGAAGGAUCUUCGGAUGUAUCUGGGAAGCAAAACUGGCGUUAAGGUCACAAUCAGUGAGUGGUUGGAACGGUUGACCUUCAAUAUGAUCACAAAGAUGAUUGCUGGGAAAAGGUAUUUCAGUUAUUUGGAAGAUGUGGAUGAUGUUGAAGCACAUGGUAUUGUGAAACUCAUAAAGGAGUUCAUGCAUAUAUCUGGGGAGUUUGUGACUUCGGAUUUGAUUCCAGUUCUUGGAUGGUUUGGUCUGCAUGGGCAAGUGCUGAAAUCUAUGAAACGAAUUGCAAAAGAUUUGGACACCCUUGUGGGAGGUUGGGUUGAAGAGCACAAGAAGAGUGAUCCACUCUCCAACAAAUCAUGGGAAAACCAUGAUUUCAUUGAUGUCAUGCUCUCUGUUAUUGAAGAUGAUCCUGUCUCUGGUCAUAACCGUGAUACCAUCAUCAAAGCUACUGUUAUGAAUAUUAUGUUAGCAGGGUCAGACACAACAUCGACGACAAUGACAUGGAUACUAGCCAUGUUGAUGAAGAAUCCACACGCUUUGAAGCGAGCACAAGAAGAGGUUGAUCAUCAUGUGGGUAGGGAGAGAAGGGUGGAAGCAAAUGACCUAAAAAAUCUCGUUUAUCUGCAAGCAAUUAUGAAGGAAACUUUGAGGCUAUACCCUCCAGGGCCUCUGUUGGUACCCCACGAGGCUAGAGAAGAUUGCAGGAUUCAGGGCUAUCAUGUACCAAAAGGGACACGUGUGUUUGCCAACGUGUGGAAACUUCACAGAGAUCCAAGUGUUUGGUGUGAGCCUGAGAAGUUUUCACCUGAGAGGUUUAUGAAUGAGAAUGGAGAAGUUGAUGAAGGUCACCAUUUUGAGUAUUUGCCCUUUGGGUCAGGGAGAAGAGCUUGCCCUGGUUCCACUUUUGCCACACAAGUGAGUCUCAUGACACUUGCUCGUUUGCUUCAAGGGUUUGAUUUGGAGGUGCCUGUGGAUGAACCUGUUGAUUUAGAAGAAGGGUUGGGCAUCACCUUGCCCAAGAUGAAUCCAUUACAAAUUCUCUUGAGCUCCAGGUUACCUAAUCAAUUUUACAACUCAUAG